Molecule: messenger RNA, 2016 nt
Organism: Arabis nemorensis
Lineage: Eukaryota; Viridiplantae; Streptophyta; Magnoliopsida; Brassicales; Brassicaceae
Source: the annotation of a GenBank genome assembly
AUGAGACAAAUGUCUAUGGCUAGGGCAACAUCUGGCCCCGCUUACCCGGAGAGGUUCUACGCAGCCGCAUCUUUCGUCGGUAUCGACGGAUCUGAUUCGUCGGCGACACAAGUCAGCUCGAAAUUCUCAAAUGAUACUGCACUGAUUCUCUAUGCGUUGUAUCAGCAGGCUACUGUAGGACCAUGCAACACUCCAAAACCAAGUGCAUGGAGACCAGUGGAGCAAAGCAAGUGGAAAAGUUGGCAGGGGCUCGGAACCAUGCCCUCCAUCGAGGCAAUGCGUCUCUUUGUGAAAAUUUUGGAGGAAGAAGAUCCUGGAUGGUACUCGAGGGCAUCUAAUGAUAUUCCUGAUCCUGUCGUAGAUGUCCAAAUCAAUGGAACAAAAGAUGAGCCCGUUAUUGAAAAUGGGAACUCAUUUGGCGAGACAAAGACAAUUUCUACUGAGAAUGGACUAUUGGUAGAAACCCAAGAUAAGGAUGUAGUCUCCGAAGCCCCAACUUCUGUUUCUGUAUAUAACCAGUGGACUGCACCCCAAACAUCAGGACAGCGGCCAAAAGCUCGAUAUGAGCAUGGAGCAGCAGUUAUUCAAGAUAAGAUGUAUAUAUAUGGUGGAAAUCACAAUGGCCGUUACCUUGGUGAUCUUCAUGUUCUAGAUUUAAAAAAUUGGACUUGGUCAAGAGUUGAAACCAAGGUUGCAACUGAAUCACAGGAAACAUCAACUCCAACGUUACUAUCUCCUUGUGCUGGUCAUUCUUUGAUACCAUGGGACAACAAACUGUUGUCUAUUGGUGGUCAUACAAAGGAUCCCUCAGAAUCUAUGCAAGUGAAGGUCUUUGAUACCCAUACCUGUACAUGGUCAAUGUUAAAGACAUAUGGAAAAGCACCGGUUUCACGUGGAGGCCAUUCAGUCACGAUCGUGGGUAAAACCUUGGUGAUAUUUGGCGGUCAAGAUGCAAAGAGAUCACUUCUGAACGAUUUGCAUGUACUUGACCUAGAAACGAUGACCUGGGAUGAGAUAGAUGCCGUAGGUGUAUCUCCAUCUCCGAGGUCUGAUCAUGCUGCUGCAGUGCAUGCGGAACGUUACCUUCUUAUCUUUGGUGGGGGCUCACAUGCAACCUGUUUCGAUGAUCUGCAUGUCCUUGAUUUGCAGACCAUGGAGUGGUCAAGACCAGCACAACAAGGUGAUGCACCAACACCACGAGCUGGACAUGCUGGCGUGACAGUUGGGGAGAACUGGUUUAUUGUUGGUGGCGGUGAUAACAAGAGUGGGGCAUCUGAGAGUGUUGUACUAAACAUGUCAACUCUUGCCUGGUCGGUAGUCGCUUCAGUUGAAGGACGUGUACCUCUUGCUAGCGAGGGAUUAAGUUUAGUUGUGAGUUCAUACAAUGGUGAAGACGUACUAGUUGCUUUUGGUGGAUAUAACGGAYGUUACAACAACGAGAUUAAUCUGCUUAAACCAAGCAACAAAUCAACACUGCAAACAAAGACUCUAGAACCGCCUUUGCCAGGUAGUCUUUCUGCUGUUAAUAACGCGACAACCAGAGACAUUGAGUCAGAGGUUGAGGUGAGCCAAGAAGGCAGAGUACGGGAAAUUGUCAUGGACAAUGUUAACCCUGGAUCAAAGGUCGAAGGAAGCAACAGCGAACACAUUAUUGCGACUCUUAAAUCCGAGAAGGAAGAACUGGAGGCAUCGCUGAACAAGGAGAAGAUGCAGACUCUCCAACUAAGGCAAGAGUUAGCAGAAGGAGAAUCACGAAAUACAGAUUUGUACAAGGAACUUCAGUCUGUUCGUGGCCAACUUGCAGCCGAACAAUCAAGGUGUUUCAAACUGGAGGUUGAUGUUGCAGAGCUGAGGCAAAAGCUUCAAACAUUGGAAACACUACAAAAGGAACUCGAACUUCUUCAGCGUCAAAAGGCUGCAUCUGAACAAGCCGCAAUGAACGCUAAACGACAGAGCUCAGGUGGCGUCUGGGGCUGGCUCGCUGGAAGCCCUCAGGAGAAAGAUGAUUCGCCAUGA